AUGGACAUUUCCGACAAGAAUUUUAGACCGUGUCCUUGUGGGUAUCAGAUCUGUCAGUUCUGCUAUAACAAUAUCCGGCUGAAUCCUGAGCUCAACGGAAGGUGUCCUGGGUGUCGUAGGCUUUAUGAUGACGAAAGUGUUGAGUACAAGUCGAUCUCGCCAGAAGAGUACAAACUCCAACAGAUUCGGAAAGAGAAAAGAGAACGUGAAAAGAAGCAGAGAGAAAAGGAGAAGAAGGAGACGGAGAUGGCGAACAAGAAGCAUUUGGCUGGGCUUCGUGUGGUACAAAAAAAUUUGGUUUAUGUCACAGGUCUCAAUCCGCCUUGCGCAUCAGAAGAAUUGCAUUCUGUUUUGCGGUCUGACAAGUACUUUGGUCAGUACGGAAAGAUUCUGAAAAUCGUCAUCAACCGCAAAAACCCCACCAGUCAUCACCAGAAUCCUGGAUUGGUGGUUUAUGUGACGUUUGCAAAGAAGGAAGAUGCUCUUCGAUGUAUCAACGAAUUGGAUGGUUCGCUCUGUGACGGCCGUCUUCUUCGUGCUGCCCAUGGUACCACAAAGUACUGUCUGUCGUACUUGCGUGGUCAUCCGUGUCCCAACCCCAAUUGUAUGUUUUUGCAUGAACCUGGUGAGGAAGCGGAUUCGUACACUCGCAAAGAUCUUUCAACUCAACAGGGCAUAAAAAUGGGUAUGAUGGGCAUGAACAAGGGCGACGACAACAACGAGGAAAAGGAACGUAUGGGUUAUUCUCACGCAAGUACAGAGCGUGCUACUUCAGAGGCUCGGGAAUCUCCGGCGCCAGUUUCGGCGGUUCCAGCUCCAGCUCCAGCUCCCGCUCCUCCAGUAGCUAUUGCUCCCGCUCCCACACAGCCACAGGCUCCAGCGGCUGCUUCGACAGCCGGAACUGUGCUUCCAGCGGCCGCGGGUUGGGCAAAAGCUGCCGCUUCGGCUCUUGCCUCGGCUUCGGGAUCCGAUACUGGAGCGGUUGCAAAUGCUUCGGCGUUUCCCACGCUUGGCGAAAUCAAGGAAAAGCAGCAGAAAAAGGAUUCAAAGCUCAAAACGAGACCAAAGAAAGAAUCGCUGGGCGAAGAUUACGACUGGGACGAUUCUCCCGUUGCCGUGGGUGAGGAUAUUGCUGCUCGUCUCAAUCUGCUUGAAACCAGUAUUGAGAAACUCAAGGUCCAUUUUGCUGAUUUUGACAAUUCGUCGACUUUGCCCUUGUUUGCAUUUACUCCACCAUCUGUUGGUGAACUGACUUUGGAAGACGACAAGUUGGCAGCACGCCAGAUCAUCGAACGGUAUAUCUUGAAGCCAAUCAAAAACUACCAUUUGGCUUACCAGAACCACCCAGUGACUCAACAGCAAGCUUUGCUUCAGCAGCAGGCUCAAAUGCGCCAAGCUCAACCGCAACCCACACAAACCAUGCAAAUGGCUCAGGUUCAAUUGAUGGAGCAGAAAAAGUUGCUAGAGCAACAGCAAGCUGAGCAAAGAAUUCACCAAGAACAACAGCGCCAGCAACCUCUGCAACAACUUCAGCAGCAACAGCAACAGCAAUAUUUAUUGUUGCAGCAACUCCAGCACCAGCAAGCUCAGCAACAGCACCAAGGUCUGCAACAACAUCAGCUUCAGCAACAGCAGGCUCGUGGAACUUCGACUCCACCACCUCCUGGUUUAUUUGCGGAAAAGCAGCAACAGCAGUACAAUGCUCAAUCUUCAAGUUCUCAAUUGCUCACUCAGCUAAUGAGCGGAAAGAGACCAAUUCAGUAG
This is a messenger RNA of Meyerozyma guilliermondii ATCC 6260, 1764 nucleotides long. It is a transcript of the gene NOT4, whose product is annotated as CCR4-NOT core ubiquitin-protein ligase subunit. Lineage: Eukaryota; Fungi; Ascomycota; Pichiomycetes; Serinales; Debaryomycetaceae. The record is from RefSeq and is a predicted model, not a curated record. Gene Ontology annotation, molecular function: RNA binding; metal ion binding; ubiquitin-protein transferase activity. Gene Ontology annotation, cellular component: CCR4-NOT complex. The transcript has a single exon. Bases 1 to 1764 code for a protein of 587 amino acids. Gene Ontology annotation, biological process: protein ubiquitination.